GCACGGCCAGCGGUAGGAGCGCAUCGGGUUGUGUCUGUGUUGUGUUUAUAUUUUAUACCCCGUUUAUCAGAACGGAAAAUAAAACUACAGACAGCCCGUUUGGGCCUACAAAUUUGUUUUAAACCGGCAUUUUGAUUGGCGUUCCGUUUGGCUCAUGCGAUUGAAGGGGCUCGAGGGCUCGUGCCUUUCCCCCUCAAGGUUCCAGAGAGGCGCGUGGAAAAGCCCUGUGCAGAGAAAGAAGGGGGAUCAUAGCGUAUGUAUGUAGCCUAAAUGCAUACAUGCCGGGGUCUUCGACUGUGUGGUUUUAAAAACGGAGACGGGUGUGUUUAUUUUGUCGGCAAACGGCAAUGAGUGGCAAUGAGAUCGGGUUGCUGGUGAGCCAGUGCUUUGAUGAAUAAUUUACGGUCUUGUGGUCCGAAAGGGAGCGAACCACAGCCACUACCGUUUGUAAACCUCUGACGACGUCGGAGAGGGCCCGGAUGGUGGACUAGAGAGAGCCGACAAAACGGGACGAGGUAUUUUGACAUUGUCGGUAAAUUCUUAGGGGCGGUGAGAAGGGGUGAUGGUGUGUCGGAGGCGGAGAGAAGGAGCUUUGGGCACCUUGCGGAGGAUCAUAUACAAACUCUGUUUUCGGAUUAUUCUCAAACCCCGCCACUUCUAAACCACAACAAACAAAUCAAAACUAAUCUCAGUCAACUCUAAAUUACUAUUUUCGACAUGCGCUCAUUAAAAUAGUCCAUCCAAGAAACAAUAGAAUAGGUGUGUAUGUAAGUUGACUAUCAUUGUAAUGAAUAGUGAGUAGUCGGUAGUUCUAAAGCUUCAUCCAAGUGUAGAGAUUGAGUCAUUGUGAACUGGAAUGAAUAUUGCACAUUUGAUUUUCUAUAGGAGAAUCUUUCAAAAUCAUGCGAUACAGAAUUUUAAAAGGGCGUUUCUCUCGGCCUGCAUCUGCAUAUCUGGCGUCAGUUGAGGGUUAUGUUUAGGACAGAACACUUACAGGCCUAUCCUAUGACAAAUGUUUACUUAAAAAAAAAAAAACAUAUCUACCUCAAACCUCUGCCUGUUUUCCACAGAACACAACUGGAGAAACGAACAAAUGUUUACUAAAUGAAUACCUCAGUCUCACUAAUACCUCAUAGGUUCUUUAUAAAGCGUAGCCUUGUUUAAAAACGCCUCCGAUGGCUUCAUUCUCAGACUCCGACCUGCAGACCUGUCUUCUCUGCAAGGAGCUCUGUGGCUCCUCCUCCGCUACCAUCUCUUGCAACUCCUCCACUUCCUCUUCCUCCUCUCACUCGUCGUCCUCCUCCUCCCGGCGCCUCCAUGUCCUCCCCUGCCUGCACACCUUCUGCAGACAGUGUCUGGAGGGUCAGCGCAGCCCUGGGGACCCUCUCAAACUCAGCUGCCCCACCUGCAACCAGAAGGUCUCCAUCUCCGAGGUCGGAGUGGACUCUCUCCCUUCCUCCAACUUCCUCUUGAGUAACCUUCUGGACGCGGAGCAGCUCCAACUCGGCCAAAAUAAGAACGGGCACCGGGGGGUCGGCGGGUGCUCCGUACCCAGGUUCCACCGCGCCCACAGCGUGCUCCACCCGAACCGUCUGGGAGGGCCCCAGUGCAGCUCCUGUGGCGAGGGGAACCCGGCCAGCUUCCACUGCCUGGACUGCCAGGAGUACCUUUGUGAUAACUGCGUCCGAGCCCAUCAGAGGGUCCGGUUGACCAAGGACCACUUCAUGGAGAGCCUGCAGCAUGCAAGCCAAGGCUUGGCCAGCCCCAUCGCAGGUAGAGGCAGGGGGGUUGGUGGUGUAGGGUUGUCCCUGACCCAGCCCUUCCAGUCCAACUCCUCCCUGCUGCCUUUGUUCCAGGAUAGGAUGAGCUUCUGUCAGCACCAUGACAACAAGGUAGUUCUGUUUUUCUGUGAGACGUGCUCUGUGCCUAUCUGUAGGGAGUGUAGUGUGGGCAGACACAUGGGCCACAGCUUGGUCUAUCUACAGGACGCUGUCCAGGACUCCAGAGACAUCAUCAUCCAGCUACUGGCCGACGCACAGCAAGGAAGACAGGCUGUACAGUUGAGUAUGGAGAAGAUCCAGGCCAUAGCAGAGCAGGUAGACAUCAAGGCCAAGGUGGUCCAGACAGAGGUGAAGAACGUGGUCCUCAGACACCUGAAAGCCUUGGAGGACAGAGAGAGUCAGCUACUCUGGAAGGUUGAGAAGAUCCAACAGCUGAAAGCCAAGUCCCUGUACCUGCAGGUAGAGAAGCUGCAUCAGAACCUGACCAAGCUGGACAGCACCAUCACAGCAGUCACUCAGGUGCUGGAUGAGGGUUGUCACCUGGACGUGCUGCUGGCCAGAGAGCGCAUGCUGACCCAGAUCCAGGAGCUGAAGUCUCUCAGAGGCCUGCUGCAGCCACAGGAGGAUGAUCGUUUAAUGUUCACCCCUCCAGACCAGGCCCUGUACAUAGCCAUCCAGUCCAUGGGGUUGAUCAGUAGCGGAGCGUUCGCUCCCGUCACCAAAGCUCACGGUGAAGGCCUAAAGACCGCACUCCGUGGCAAGACCGCCUCCUUCACCGUAAUUGGCUACGACCACGACAGGGAGCCCUGCCUCUCGGGCGGUGACGCAGUGUCAGCGGUGGUGAUGGCAGCGGCGGAUGGUAACCUGUCGGCUGCGGAGGUGUGUGACAACCAGAACGGGUCGUACGCGGUCAGCUACUUGCCCAAGACUGAGGGAGAAGAUUUGGUGUCAGUUCUGGUCUGUAACCAGCACAUCAUGGGCAGCCCCUUCAAGGUACUGGUGAAGUCUGGGCGACGCUACGGGGCUCUGGGUUCACCGGUGUCUGCGUUUGGCAGUGAGGGGGAGGGUGACGGUCAGCUGUGUCGUCCCUGGGGCAUCAGUGUGGAUAAAGAGGGAUACGUGGUGGUGGCCGACCGCAGUAACAACCGAGUACAGAUCUUCAAGCCGUGCGGUGCCUUCCACCACAAGUUUGGCUCCCUGGGCUCUCGCCCCGGUCAGUUUGAUCGUCCAGCGGGCGUGGCGUGCGACAGCCAACAGCAGAUCAUCGUAACGGACAAAGAUAACCACCGUGUGCAGGUGUUCACCUUUGACGGACAGUUUAUGCUGAAGUUCGGCGAGAAGGGCACUAAGAACGGUCAGUUCAACUACCCCUGGGAUGUGGCAGUGAACUCUGCGGGGAAGAUCUUGGUCUCUGACACCAGGAACCACCGCGUCCAGCUCUUUGGCCCUGACGGCUCGUUCAUCAACAAGUACGGCUUUGAGGGCACCCUGUGGAAACACUUUGACUCGCCGCGGGGUGUCGCCUUUAACCAUGAGGACCACCUGGUCGUCACCGACUUCAACAACCACCGUCUGCUGGUGAUUCGGCCAGAUUGCCAAUCUGCCCGGUUCCUGGGCUCCGAGGGUACCGGUAACGGGAAGUUCCUGCGUCCCCAGGGCAUAGCAGUGGACCAGGAGAACCGGAUCAUCGUUGCCGACUCGAGGAACCACCGUGUGCAGGUGUUCGAGCCCAACGGGAACUUCUUAUGCAAAUUUGGCACCCAUGGCAGUGGCUUCGGACAGAUGGACCGCCCCUCCGGUGUCGCUGUGACACCUGACGGAGUCAUCCUGGUCGUCGACUUCGGAAACAACCGCAUCCUCAAGUUCUAAUCGCUUUUCGCUUUCUUUCUUUCUCUCACUCGGUUUUCUCUCCGUUUCUCUGUUAGGGAGAGGAAAUUGAAGAGCUAGGAAAAGGAUUCAACAAACAGACACAAAGAGGACAGUUUAAAGAGAGAUAAUCAGAGCAGGUAGAAAUGCGUUAUUACAAAUUAAGGGGAAGUGAAUUUGUUCGUUUUUAAAUUAUUUUUUACUUUUAGGUUUUAGUUUGUGUAAUCAGAUUUCUGUGGUAUACUGUAUGACAAAGGGGACCACUAAGACUAGUUGAUAAUCAGUAGUGAAAGUAACAAGGAAGAGAUCACGAUUUCCCUGUCUUCUAUCUGAAUUGCUCUCUCUCAACUCUCAUCACGUCGCCUUCUCAGGGAUUUUUCUCACUUUUUCUUGAAAUAUUGAAUCCUCUGCUCCGCCACCUACCUCAUCCAGUUCUUAAUGAAUGUACUCACCUUCUCCGAGCAGAGGUCUACUCUAAGUCUGUCAAGUUUUACAAAGAAGAAAAUGAAAAAAGUCUACCUCAAUACUUUUUUUAUUUGAAAUGAAAAGAUGUUUUGACCUGACCUGUAGUGGAGUCUAGUGUGUUCAGUGAUGUUUAGGGUAGCUUGUUCUGUAGAUCUUGGUUUAGCAUGUCCCCCUCAUCUCUCCAUGUGCAGUGUCACUGCAGACCGACGGAAUAGAGGUAAUGCCAAACCGGUUAGACUGACUCAGUGUUAGUUAGCUCAGGUCACAGUACCAGAUGGACCAGAAGAAUCUCCUUUUAGCUUGACUGGUUUAUUGAUCGCAGCGGCGCCGGGAGUCUGACCUGGGACAGAUGCAGUUUGAUGAUUGGUUGAAAUCAUGAGCUAGUCGUUGUUGUGGGGAGAUUCUCUUUUCUGUCCCAAAGUAUCCAAUUAUCAAUUGAACAUUGUUGAUUCCUUUCAGGCGUCAGCAAGCUGGUCUGAUUAUGAGGAGAAAAAUAAUGAAAAUCAAUGUGAAAAAACAAACAGCAUUUGUGUACUCUCAAACGGAGGGCCCACCAAAGUAUUUCAGAAGUUUAUCAGGAUGUAUUGGUUGUUGAUUAGUAGAUUGAUUAUAAAUUCUGUUUGAGUGACAUUCGUUGUGAAUGAUGCGGAAGGAUAGCAAUGCCUCCAGAAAGCAGGCAUCUUGAUUGGCUGUCCACAGGAGUGAGAGCCAAUCAGAAAUCAGAAUGAUCCUGUGUGGUUGAAUUGUGGGGCACUGAUUGGCUCUUGGGGGCUAGAAUUGAAUCCAACCCCCUUCUGACAUCACUGCCCCACCCUAGUUAUUGACGCCCAUUCUGAAAUGCCGGAGAGAGAGUGUUCCGGAACAUGUGCAUGCUGACCAGACCUCGAAAAGAUGGAGGUCUAGAGACCAGCUAGUGGAGUCAACCAAAGGUAGAAUUUUGGCUAACUGUAUGUUUGGCAUCGAAAGAACAACAAGUCCCAUUGAAGACAUUUUGUUGUUUAAUCAUUUAUGUUGGAGGUCUAAAACGCUCACCAGCUGUCACCAAAAAGAUCUGUUCAAAGCACUGUCAAUGGGGAGAAGAAGAAUAUAAGGCCUACUUUUAGCUUUUAAAAUGGAAGUACCUUUCAAGCCUACUUCCUGAAGAGAACGUUGUAGAAAGGUCUGAAAAAAAAACAUAUCUCACAGCAACCAAAGAGUAUCUUUCCAGGCCACUUUCCAUCUCACACCCCUGAGAGGUUCAAUCUAGCUCCACCACCCAUGCUAACGUGACACUGCUUCAUGUCUAGCAACCCUUAUUUAGCAUUAGCAUCUCAAACCAUUUAACCAUUGAGUGUAAACAGAUUCCUGAUUUAUCAUCUGUGGUGGACCUUUUUGGAGGGGUUGUAAAUCUCCCUUUCUCUUGUGAAGUUAGCCACUUUAGCGUAGUCUAGCCUAGCGGUAUGGGCGUUUUAUUAGUUGGUUUCUGACUGAGCUUCUUACCUCAGAAGAAAGUGCAGGCCUGCACUUUAAAUCCUAAUUUACGUAAACUUUCACAUCCCAUCGUUUACCUUAACUGUCAGAUACCUCUAAAUGUUUUAUAUACUUUCUUAUUCCUCACAGUUACUCAUGUGCAACUCAAUUGUAAUACAGCCUACCUUAACCAGUUACUGGCCACAGUACCUCAACUCUCAGACCUCAUCAUUUUACAAAUCUACCUCAACACACCUUUUACCUAACUUUAAAUGCUUCAUGUUACAUACUGUGUGUGUGUGUGUGUGUAUAUAUCAGUUGAAGUCGAAAGUUUACAUACACCUGAGCCAAAAACAUUUAAACUCAGUUUUUCACAA
Messenger RNA from Oncorhynchus tshawytscha (Chinook salmon), 5938 nucleotides. RefSeq names its product E3 ubiquitin-protein ligase TRIM71-like. The transcript has 9 exons. The record is from RefSeq and is a predicted model, not a curated record. Lineage: Eukaryota; Metazoa; Chordata; Actinopteri; Salmoniformes; Salmonidae. The coding region runs from base 1176 to 3650 and encodes 824 amino acids. Gene Ontology annotation, molecular function: zinc ion binding; protein binding; ubiquitin protein ligase activity. Gene Ontology annotation, biological process: protein polyubiquitination; proteasome-mediated ubiquitin-dependent protein catabolic process.